CGCGCGCAAGUAUAAAGACUCACCUGGCCGCUCAACCUGAAGCCAUUGCAACAAAUCACGGCAGCGACAUGAAGGUGUUCCUCGCAGUCCUCUCCCUCGCCCUUGUGGCCUGUGCCCAGGAGUUCGACCAGCUUCCUGGCGGCGGAAGGCGUGUUGGUUUCGGCGGCGGCGGCUUCGGCGGUUCGUCCUCAAACGCGAACGCCGCCUCGCAGAACUUCAACUCCGGCGGUGGCUUCGGAGGCUUCGGUGGCUCCGCCUCCAGCGCCAACGCUGCCUCCCAGCCCUUCAACGCCGGCGGUGGCCGCGGCGGUGCGUCCGGCUCUGCUGCCUCUGCUAGCGCCUCCAACCAGAACUUCAACGCCGGCGGUCUCGGCGGCGGCUUCGGCGCCAGCUGAUCUAAGCGAAUUCUGUUCGCCGAGAAGUGACUCAUAUUAUAUGAUUAUUCCCUUUUCCAGUACAAGUAUAAAUUAUUAUAAAAUUAUAUUUAAUCAUUUUUAAUAUAAAAAUUUAACCGUUUGUUACAAGUUUAAAAA
Messenger RNA from Cloeon dipterum, 533 nucleotides. RefSeq lists its product as uncharacterized. Bases 69 to 395 code for a protein of 108 amino acids. The transcript is spliced from 2 exons. NCBI's taxonomy places the organism in Eukaryota, Metazoa, Arthropoda, Insecta, Ephemeroptera, Baetidae. The record is from RefSeq and is a predicted model, not a curated record.